This is a messenger RNA of Anisakis simplex (herring worm), 165 nucleotides long. Lineage: Eukaryota; Metazoa; Nematoda; Chromadorea; Rhabditida; Anisakidae. The record is from the annotation of a GenBank genome assembly.
AUGUUAUUCAUCUCAGAACCAGUGAAGUUCUGGACGAUCAUGAAUGAUCUGGGCAUGAUGGAUGAUAUACUGGAAAUCGUUUUCAAUUCUUUCGAUCAGACAAGGCGACUCGCCAAUAUGGGAACAACACAACGAGAUAUUGGUAAGUGUGAACAGUUCGGAUGA